Myxocyprinus asiaticus (Chinese sucker) is the source of this 2290-nucleotide messenger RNA. Its product is annotated as isotocin receptor-like. NCBI's taxonomy places the organism in Eukaryota, Metazoa, Chordata, Actinopteri, Cypriniformes, Catostomidae. Gene Ontology annotation, cellular component: membrane. The coding region runs from base 260 to 1429 and encodes 389 amino acids. The record is from RefSeq and is a predicted model, not a curated record. Gene Ontology annotation, molecular function: vasopressin receptor activity; oxytocin receptor activity; peptide binding. The transcript has 3 exons. Gene Ontology annotation, biological process: G protein-coupled receptor signaling pathway; maternal process involved in parturition; positive regulation of vasoconstriction.
GGAAUGUUCUCUACCUCUAGGACUUUCCUUUACACUCACACUGACACCAAGAGGACGACCUGCUAAAAUGGAUAAUAAUUGUUGAAAGCAGCUGAGGAACCACCACCAAGCAGUAAAGGACUUCCUCUGUGUCUCAAAAUCUCUCUGGUGACACUUAUGUUACAGGGCUGCCAAAUUUACUGGCUGAAUAUUAUGCGCGAGAAAAGCUGGUCAGUCGCUUGAUACAUUUGUGGAGAAGUAUACGUGCGCUUUCGGAACCAUGGAGGAGAUCUUCAAGGAUCAAGACUUUUGGUCCUUCAACGAGUCAUCUAGAAACUCCAGCGUCGGCAAUGAGACCCAUAGUGUGAACCAGACAGUGAACCCCCUGAGAAGGAAUGAGGAGGUUGCCAAAGUGGAAGUUACUGUGCUGGCCUUGGUGCUGUUCUUGGCACUAGCUGGUAACCUUUGCGUCCUUAUUGCGAUCCACACAGCCAAGCACACUCAGUCACGCAUGUAUUACUUUAUGAAGCACCUCAGCAUUGCAGACCUGGUGGUGGCUGUCUUCCAGGUUCUGCCUCAACUCAUUUGGGACAUCACCUUUCGCUUCUAUGGACCAGACAUCCUUUGCAGGUUGGUGAAAUAUCUUCAGACCGUCGGGAUGUUCGCCUCCACUUACAUGCUGGUGCUGAUGUCCAUAGACAGAUGUAUUGCGAUCUGUCAGCCCCUUCGUUCUUUACACAAGAGAAAGGACCGAUGUUACGUGAUUUUUUCUUGGGCACUGAGCUUAGUUCUCAGUGUCCCACAAGUUCACAUAUUCUCCUUACGGGAGGUUGGUCCUGGAGUUUAUGAUUGCUGGGGAGAUUUCGUGCAGCCUUGGGGAGCAAAAGCCUACAUUACGUGGAUAAGUCUGACAAUAUACAUCAUACCAGUGGCCAUACUGAGUGUCUGCUACGGACUGAUAAGCUUUAAAAUAUGGCAAAACUUUAAAAGGAAAACGAGGGACCCGUGCAUUACUCUCACACCUACGGCAUCGAAAACCAACGCGCUCGCGCGGGUCAGCAGCGUCAAGCUCAUCUCCAAGGCCAAAAUCACCACUGUUAAAAUGACUUUUGUUAUUGUGCUGGCUUAUAUAGUGUGCUGGACUCCGUUUUUCUUCGUACAGAUGUGGUCAGCCUGGGAUCCAGAAGCACCAACAGAAGCCAUGCCCUUCAUCAUCUCCAUGUUACUGGCCAGCCUGAACAGCUGCUGUAACCCCUGGAUCUACAUGUUUUUCGCUGGGCAUCUAUUCCAUGACCUGAAGCAGAGCCUGCUGUGUUGUUCCACGCUCUAUCUGAAGUCCUCUCAGUGCCGCUGUGAUCUGGAACACGACUCACGCAAGAGCAACUCUUCCACCUAUGUCAUCAAAAGCACCAGCAGCCAGAGGAGCAUCACCCAGACCUCGGUAACAUAAGUCAGACAUCCAAUGUUUCUGACAUUUUUGAAAGCCUGGGAAAUUCAAAUGAAGGAAAGGACAGUUAAACUAUAAACUCAUUUGGCACACAAGAGUGGAAUUGAAGCUAAAUCUCACAAUCAAGUUCACCUCAGUUUUGUUUUAUUUUGGGAAUUAAUCAGAAUGUCAUUUAAUUAUUCCACUUCUUUGCACUUUUUUUUAUUUAUUUAUUUUUUAUCUGAAACGUACUCAUUUUCUUAUCUCUAAGAACCUGGAGGAUCAACUGAAUGAAGACCAAAUAAACUGUUCCUUACUUUCAUUUACUGUGCUUCUAAUUAUUAAGGGGAUGUCAUUCAGUUUUCAGCUAUACUCUAUGUUUAUGUGAUGUAAACAUGGGAAAAAGCCCGAAUGUCACAGUAGAGACCACUGAAACUUAAAGGGGAACCAAGAACAUGUCUGCUAUAAUUGGAAAAUUUUACAGGGCUUUGUUUUUUAUUACAGAAGUCAUAUGGAGGUAUCUGUUCUGCCCUCUGCUGUUGUGAGAGUACUUAUAGGAAAAAGCUUGCCUUUCAUCUUUAAUACUGUCAACUCCCAUUAAAAUACUAAUUCAUGAAAAAGAAACAGUAAUGAAAAAUACAAUUUUCACUUAUUGUCAAAGAUCAAGUUUGACAUACUUUGUACUGAAGUGGACAGCGGGGUCAUGUCAUUUUAAACAUUAAAAGGACACAACUGUUGGUCAGUGUGUAAAGAAGGCACAUAUGGAAACAAGAUGUUGCAGACACAUGAAGUGUUAAAAUCCCCUCUGUUUCAUUCAGAACCCAAUGACAAACAUGGCUCUUUUAAAUGGACUUGUCAAAAAAGAAGACUGACCAUUCUUUUUUU